CUGCAGGCGCAGAGUACCAUUGACCGCGAUGUGGAUAAUCUCUUCGAGAGUGAGCUUGACUGUAUGCUCCUCGAUGCCGAUCGCCUCAUAGAGAAUCUGGAAGAGGCUGAGAAAACCUUCGAUCUCCGAUUUCCACCAACAAGUGGUACAAGUCGAACCGUCAUCAAUAGCACCUGUGGCAACGCCGAGGCAACCAGCUCAGCCAAGACUGCCAAAGGCCGCGUGGUCCUGGGGCAAUCACGCAACCCAUUCAGCUCUGGCCACUACCCCAGUUUCCCGGACCCCGUUUUAAACACCAGUCUCUACUUAUGUAGGCCUUUUUCACGUAUUAUGCUGACUUUACUUCUCUCAACUCUUAUGCUCUAUUUCGAUAUCUUCUUCAUUUGUCUAUUUGCGCCCGCCACGAUUUCAUCAGACCAGACGCGAUUAGAACCAACCAAGUCUCACGCUGAAGAAGGCAGCACAAUGAUUAAAGUUCCAAGCUGUCAACAGCGUCCCCAGCGGCAGCAACAAUUGACUGACGCUUGGAUAUCAUCGAAAUCACGCUCGACGGAAAUACCGGCCCCCAAUAGUCGUCAUGCCUCGGAUACAUCCGAAUUUGAGCCUUUGUCCAAGAGAAUCUCAUUGCAUGGUCCACAGGCUACAAAGAGGCAAGACAAGAAAGAGACAAUGGAAGGGUUGGAGGAGAGACAACAGAGAUUCAAGGAUGAUUGCGAGUCUGUAGAAUCACGACAAUCAGAUGACAAGUUUCAUCCAUUUUGUUACAUCCAGGACAUUUACUGCGCUCUAGUCGCCAAAGCCUCAUCUGAUUCUUCAAGCGAAAUCGCUGGUCAACAUUCCUUCCCAAACUCUUCUCUAUCAUCCGGUUGUGGCAACAGAAAUGGUCCGUUUACAGUGCGCGCAAUGCUUGUCAGUCUGUUAAGCCGGUUGCGCAAUAAUCAGGGUCAGCGAUGGAGCCUGGCUGGCCGGAUCAUCGACGGCAGUGCUUCGCUCGAUGUGAUUUUUCAUUCGGAUCUUCUUACUCGUCUCAUUGGACUUGGUCCAGGCCAAGUGGAGACGCUGAGGACGGAGAAGGUCGUCUCAUCUGUCUUGCUCGUUUUUUACAGUUGCCAUCUUUCUUGCUUGAUUUGA
Molecule: messenger RNA, 1131 nt
Organism: Protopolystoma xenopodis
Lineage: Eukaryota; Metazoa; Platyhelminthes; Monogenea; Polystomatidea; Polystomatidae
Source: the annotation of a GenBank genome assembly